Rhopilema esculentum is the source of this 1303-nucleotide messenger RNA. Its product is annotated as deoxyribose-phosphate aldolase. NCBI's taxonomy places the organism in Eukaryota, Metazoa, Cnidaria, Scyphozoa, Rhizostomeae, Rhizostomatidae. Gene Ontology annotation, cellular component: cytoplasm. The record is from RefSeq and is a predicted model, not a curated record. Gene Ontology annotation, molecular function: deoxyribose-phosphate aldolase activity. Gene Ontology annotation, biological process: deoxyribonucleotide catabolic process; carbohydrate catabolic process.
UAUUUGGUAAGCAAAAACAUUUCCAUAUAUACCCUGUUUUAAAGCACUAAGUUCAAGUUCAAUGCAUAGAACUUGGCCCCUCAACCUUGAAAUUCUUGGUGAGGGCCCUGUUAUAUCUCUGCUGCAUUCUUGCUCUCAAUUUUUUCAAUGGAAUUAUUCUUUGGCACGUGGACAGUUGGAGCUCAUAAGCAAGUGGUUGUUGCAGCUUAGAGGGUCUUUUUGCAAAAUGGCGGCAAAGAUUGAGCGGAAUCCUGGGGUUUCAUUUGAUGCUGGCUGGAUUAACAAUGUACAAAUAAAUUAUGCCUGCACUAAAGUAAGAGGAGAAACAUUGGGCACAAGAAGAUCAGUCAAGAAAGAAUGGCAGGCUGCGUGGCUUUUGAGAGCGGUGACGUGCACAGACUUGACAACUUUGGCAGGUGAUGACACUGCAGGUAAUGUUAGAAGAUUGUGUUUUAAAGCUCAAAAUCCUAUACGGAAAGAUCUGAUAGAUGCAAUGGAUGUAGGGCAUUUAGGAAUCACUUGUGGAGCAGUAUGUGUUUAUUCAUCAAGAGUUAAUGAUGCUGUUAAGGCCUUACGGGAUGCACGUUCAUCUGUGCCUAUAGCUUCAGUUGCUGCUGGUUUUCCUGCAGGUCAGACACCCCAUGCUAUAAGACUUCUUGAAAUCAAGAAUGCUGUUGCAGAUGGUGCUUCCGAAAUUGACAUUGUUAUCUCAAGGGCCCAUGCCUUGCAGGGAAACUGGGAGGCUGUAUACAGGGAGGUAAAAGAAUGUAGGGAGGCAUGUGGAGAUGCCCAUCUGAAGACAAUCAUUGCCACAGGAGAACUCGGAUCCCUUGAAAAUGUUUAUAAAGCGUCAAUGGUAUCAAUGAUGGCUGGCUCAGAUUUUAUUAAAACUUCCACAGGCAAGGAAGGUGUUAAUGCAAUAUUCCCUGUUGCAUUGGUUAUGGUGAGGUGUAUCAGAGAUUUCUUCAAGCGGACAGGAUACAAAAUUGGUUUUAAACCCGCCGGCGGAAUACGCAGUGCAAAAGAAGCCCUUGUGUGGCUUUCAAUGAUGAAAGAAGAACUAGGGGACGAGUGGACCAAACCCAACUUGUUCAGGAUUGGUGCCAGCUCGUUGCUGACUGAUAUCGAACGACAGCUGUAUCACCAUGUUUAUGGCCGAUAUGCUGCAGCCCACGAAUUGGCUAUGUCGUAAGGCGAAGUCGAAACUUGUCGCAGAUUGGUAUGGACUCAAAUAUUUAAAAAAAUUCUUAGUGGAAUAAUGUUUAUGUUUGUUAAGAUUUUCAUAUCAAUUAUAUGAAACAAA